Molecule: messenger RNA, 738 nt
Organism: Centruroides sculpturatus (bark scorpion)
Lineage: Eukaryota; Metazoa; Arthropoda; Arachnida; Scorpiones; Buthidae
Product: glycine-rich cell wall structural protein-like
Exons: 2
Coding region: 1-738 (245 amino acids)
Source: RefSeq, a predicted model, not a curated record
AUGUCGGACCGUCCUCGCCCCCUCCCUCCCUCCCUCCCGAUACGAAAUACACGUUCCGACAUCGGACUAAAUAACGUACUGUACAGUACGUACCGAGGGAAAGACGGGAAAGAUAAAAGAGAGUGGGCGGCGGAGAAAGUUUCCAAAACGUUUUUGUUGUUUGCCGUAGCGCUGUGUCUGGCGGCGGCCAAAGAAGAAAGUAAACCGGCCGAGAAGGAGGACCUGAAGGGAGAAGAGAGUUAUCACUACGGUAGUUACGGAGGAGGUGGCAAGGGCGGUUACGGAGGAGCGACGAGCGGAGGCUAUUCUAAGGGAGGUAGCUACAGCCAAAGCUACCACAAAGGGGGAAGCGGAGGAUACGGAAAGGGUGGAUUCGGAGGAUACGGUGGACACGGUGGUUACGGAGGUGGUCACGGAAAAGGAGGUUUCGGAGGAGGACACGGUGGUUACGGCGGUCACGGAGGCUACGGAGGAGGUCACGGAGGCUUCGGAGGAAGUCACGGUGGGCACGGUAGCUACGGAGGAGGACACGGUGGUUACGGCGGUCACGGAGGCUACGGAGGAGGUCACGGUAAAGGUGGUUACGGAGGAGGUCACGGUGGUUACGGAGGCUACGGAGGAGGACACGGUGGUUACGGAGGUCACGGAGGCUACGGCAGUCACGGAGGAUUCGGCAAAGGUCAUUUCGGAGGUAUCGGUCACGGAAUUCACGGCGGUUUCGGAGGACAUCACUGGUAA